Messenger RNA from Quercus robur (English oak), 837 nucleotides. RefSeq names its product THO complex subunit 1-like. The record is from RefSeq and is a predicted model, not a curated record. Lineage: Eukaryota; Viridiplantae; Streptophyta; Magnoliopsida; Fagales; Fagaceae. The transcript has 6 exons. Bases 119 to 619 code for a protein of 166 amino acids.
UAUCCGAAAUUGGGUCACUGAAUUUGGUGCCUUAUGGGCCGAAGCUGACUGAUUCGGGCACAGAUAUUGGGUCGGGCCGGAACCAUCGGUUACCCAAGGUGCUCGACAGCUCAACUGUAUGAGUAAUGCUCUUCUUUCUCUCUGCCUCUCUGCUAUUCCUUCUGUCGAUUCCAGAUUGGAGCAUUCAUUGCUUUCAACAAUCAACAUGGAAGUGUUCAAGAGAGCCAUACUACAGCCUGGGCCACCUCAAGCCUUUGCACUACAGAUGGUUCAGGAAGUUAUAAAACCUCAGGUAAGCCUUGAGCUCUACCCUAGUGGAUUUGAGCAUUUGGAGUGCGUGAAAAAGAAACAAACAAAACUAGCCCAAGAUGAGAAUCAAUUAUUAGAAAACAUUCUUCGGACAUUGCUUCAGGAACUAGUGUCAUCUGCAGUACAGUCAGGGGAGCAAAUAAUGCAGUAUGGGCAAUUGAUUGAUGAUGGUGAAACUAGCCAGGGUCAUAUUCCUCGUCUUCUUGUAUUUCCUCAAGUCUUUCAAUUAGAAACUAAUCACUGUUCGUGUCGGGUGGGCCCACAAAGGGGUAAAGCACUAGCCCAGGAAUUCUUUUCAAAGUGUAGGUAGCAGGACUCGAACUAGGGAGCACACCUAGUCGAGCCCAGUACAAGCACUUUGAGACCAAGAACCCAACCAACUUGGCCAACCCUCUGGGUUAUAAUCAUAAUUUUAUAUGAAUGGGAUUAGCUACCUUUGACAUUUAUUUUUAUUCGUAAGUGUUGUAAUAAGUCAUGAUGAUUUAAAUGGAAGAUCUUUCUUCUUCUUUUCUUUUUUUUUUUUUUUAA